UCAAAGUUUAAAGUUUCAAACUCACAGGGAUUUUUUACCUUACUCGCGUGGUUACAAGAAAUCAAUCAGAAAAAAAAACAAAACAUGUCAAAUGACAAAUCUGCAAACAAAAGUGAAGUCGAAUGAAACAAAAUUUUAUACAAAACAUAAUUUGCAUACGCUUACACUUAGUUUUUCUUAAAAAUAAAUGGCGUAAGAUCCAUUCCGCAAGCAGUAUUAAAAUGUCUGAACAUAACUCGAAUUCUAACCAAUCCACAAACAAUAAGGAAGAAAUACGGAAGCUCAAAAUAUUGGCUUUCCAUGGAUAUCGCCAAAAUGGUACUGUGUUUCGGAAUAAGAUUGGGUCCUUCAGGAAGGUUGUAUCUAAAUACGCCCAACUGACUUUCAUAUCAGCGCCUCACAAAGUCUUUAACGAAGACGGUGGAGGUGAAGAAGAUUCUCGUUCAUGGUGGUUCAAUGCAGAGGAUAACACAUUCAGUGGCAAAUGUCUGGGUGGGCCAGCCAUUGGAUUUGAGGACUCACUGCAUCUUAUUGAGAAUGUGGUGGGGGAGCAUGGGCCGUUUGAUGGCUUCAUGGGCUUCUCACAAGGUGCCUGCCUAGUGGGGCUACUGGCUGCUAUGCAGCAGAAAGGAUAUUUACCAUAUACAUUCAAGUUUGCAAUAUUUGCAUCUGGGUUCAGAUCAGGAAGUUUAGUUCAUAAAUCCUUCUAUGAUGAGGACAUCCAUAUAAGAUCACUCCAUGUAUAUGGGGAAAGUGAUUCUAUUAUACCAAAAGAAAUGAGUGAGUCACUAAUUAAUUUGUUUACAAAACCAGUAGUGGCUGAACACUCUGGAGGACAUUAUGUGGCAUGCUCUGGUUCCAUCAAAGAUGCAUAUUUGGAUUUCUUCCAUGAUAGAUACCAAGAUCUUAUAGAGGGCAUGCAAAGAAGAAAUUCAUAGCUAUAAAUUAAUAGAUAUUGUGGAGAUAUUAUAAUGAUAAGGUUAAAUAAAGUUAAUAAAA
Messenger RNA from Pararge aegeria (speckled wood butterfly), 999 nucleotides. RefSeq names its product esterase AGAP003155. The coding region runs from base 123 to 938 and encodes 271 amino acids. NCBI's taxonomy places the organism in Eukaryota, Metazoa, Arthropoda, Insecta, Lepidoptera, Nymphalidae. Gene Ontology annotation, cellular component: nucleus; cytoplasm. The transcript has 4 exons. The record is from RefSeq and is a predicted model, not a curated record. Gene Ontology annotation, biological process: response to retinoic acid.